Messenger RNA from Mandrillus leucophaeus (drill), 5025 nucleotides. It is a transcript of the gene SCRIB, whose product is annotated as scribbled planar cell polarity protein. The record is from RefSeq and is a predicted model, not a curated record. Gene Ontology annotation, cellular component: postsynaptic membrane; adherens junction; postsynaptic density. The transcript has 35 exons. NCBI's taxonomy places the organism in Eukaryota, Metazoa, Chordata, Mammalia, Primates, Cercopithecidae. The coding region runs from base 85 to 4791 and encodes 1568 amino acids. Gene Ontology annotation, biological process: neurotransmitter receptor transport, endosome to postsynaptic membrane; neurotransmitter receptor transport postsynaptic membrane to endosome. Gene Ontology annotation, molecular function: protein binding.
CCCUUUUUCCGGCUGCUGAACUUGCGCAAGCUGGGCCUGAGCGACAACGAGAUCCAGCGGUUACCUCCCGAGGUGGCCAACUUCAUGCAGCUGGUGGAGCUGGACGUGUCCCGGAAUGAUAUCCCUGAGAUCCCAGAGAGCAUCAAGUUCUGCAAAGCUCUGGAGAUCGCGGACUUCAGCGGGAACCCCCUUUCCAGGCUCCCCGAUGGCUUCACUCAGCUGCGCAGCCUGGCUCACCUGGCCCUCAAUGAUGUGUCCUUGCAGGCACUGCCCGGGGACGUGGGCAACCUCGCCAACCUGGUGACCCUGGAGCUCCGGGAGAACCUGCUCAAGUCCCUGCCAGCGUCCCUGUCUUUUCUGGUCAAGCUGGAACAGCUGGAUCUGGGAGGCAACGACCUGGAAGUGCUGCCGGACACUCUGGGGGCUCUGCCUAAUCUUCGGGAGCUGUGGCUUGACCGGAACCAGCUGUCAGCACUGCCCCCGGAGCUUGGGAACCUGCGGCGUCUGGUGUGCCUGGACGUGUCGGAAAACCGGCUGGAGGAGCUGCCUGCUGAGCUCGGCGGGCUGGUGCUGCUUACUGACCUGCUGCUGUCCCAGAACCUGCUGCGGCGGCUGCCCGACGGCAUCGGUCAGCUGAAGCAGCUGUCCAUCCUAAAGGUAGACCAGAACCGGCUGUGUGAGGUGACCGAGGCCAUCGGGGACUGUGAGAACCUCUCAGAGCUGAUCCUCACGGAGAACCUGCUGAUGGCCCUGCCGCGCUCCCUGGGAAAGCUGACGAAGCUGACCAACCUCAACGUGGACCGGAACCACCUGGAGACGCUGCCGCCCGAGAUCGGGGGCUGCGUGGCACUCAGCGUCCUCUCCUUGAGGGACAACCGCCUGGCCGUCCUGCCGCCGGAGCUGGCCCACACGGCCGAGCUGCACGUGCUGGACGUGGCAGGGAACCGGCUACAGAGUCUGCCGUUCGCGCUCACCCACCUCAACCUCAAGGCCCUGUGGCUGGCGGAGAACCAGGCGCAGCCCAUGCUGCGGUUCCAGACGGAGGAUGAUGCCCGGACUGGCGAGAAGGUGCUCACCUGCUACUUGCUGCCCCAGCAGCCUCCAUCCAGCCUCGAGGAUGCUGGGCAGCAGGGGAGCCUCUCGGAGAGCUGGAGUGAUGCCCCCCCGAGCCGCGUCAGCGUCAUCCAGUUCCUGGAGGCCCCCACAGGUGAUGAGGAUGCUGAGGAAGCUGCAGCCGAGAAGCGGGGCCUGCAGCGCCGGGCCACACCUCACCCCAGCGAGCUCAAGGUGAUGAAGAGGAGCAUCGAGGGGCGGCGGAGCGAGGCCUGCCCUUGCCAGCCAGACCCUGGGUCGCCCUUGCCUGCGGAGGAGGAGAAGCGGCUGAGUGCCGAGUCUGGCCUGAGUGAAGACUCUCGCCCGUCUGCCAGCACAGUCUCUGAGGCUGAGCCCGAGGGCCCAUCGGCUGAGGCACAGGGUGGAAGCCAGCAGGAGGCCACGAGUGCUGGUGGGGAGGAAGACGCCGAAGAGGACUAUGAGGAGCCUGCAGUGCAUUUUGCGGAGGACGCACUGCUGCCCGGGGAUGACCGGGAGAGCGAGGAGGGGCAGCCUGAGGCCCCCUGGACCCUGCCGGGCGGGAGGCAGCGGCUCAUCCGCAAGGACACGCCUCACUACAAAAAGCACUUCAAGAUCUCCAAGCUGCCCCAGCCGGAGGCCGUUGUGGCCCUGCUGCAGGGCAUGCAGCCCGAUGGGGAGGGCCCUGUGGCUCCCGGGGGCUGGCACAAUGGCCCCCACGCACCCUGGGCUCCUCGGGCCCAGAAGGAGGAGGAGGAGGAGGAGGAGGAAGAGGGUAGUCCUCGGGAGGAGGAGGAGGAGGAAGAGGAGGAAAGCAGGGCUGAAGAGGAGGCCAGCACUGAGGAGGAGGACAAGGAGGGGGCCGUGGCUUCUGCGCCCUCUGUCAAGGGGGUGUCGUUUGACCAGGCCAAUAACCUGCUGAUAGAGCCUGCUCGCAUUGAGGAGGAAGAGCUGACCCUCACCAUCCUGCGGCAGACUGGGGGCCUGGGCAUCAGCAUUGCCGGCGGCAAGGGCUCCACACCCUAUAAGGGGGAUGACGAGGGCAUAUUCAUCUCUCGGGUGUCCGAGGAAGGCCCUGCGGCCCGGGCUGGAGUCCGCGUGGGUGACAAGCUCUUGGAGGUGAAUGGCGUGGCUCUGCAGGGCGCCGAGCACCAUGAGGCCGUGGAGGCGCUCAGGGGGGCAGGCACUGCCGUGCAGAUGCGAGUGUGGCGGGAGCGCAUGGUGGAGCCUGAGAACGCGGUCACCAUCACACCUCUGCGACCUGAGGACGACUACAGCCCCCGGGAGCGGCGGGGAGGGGGGCUGCGCCUGCCCCUGCUCCCAGCUGAGAGCCCUGGGCCCCUCCGUCAGCGCCACGUGGCCUGCCUGGCACGCAGUGAGAGGGGGCUGGGCUUCAGCAUUGCUGGCGGGAAAGGCUCCACGCCAUACCGGGCUGGUGAUGCGGGCAUCUUCAUCUCCCGCAUUGCCGAGGGCGGUGCUGCUCACCGUGCGGGUACACUGCAGGUUGGCGACCGUGUCCUCUCUAUUAAUGGAGUGGACGUGACUGAGGCCAGGCAUGACCACGCCGUCUCCCUGCUGACUGCGGCCUCCCCCACCAUCGCCUUGCUGUUGGAGCGGGAGGCUGGGGGCCCUCUUCCUCCCAGUCCUCCGCCACAUUCCUCUUCACUCGCCACCGCUGCUGUUGCCAUCACCAGCACCACCACCACCAGCAUAACCACUGCCACCCCCGGGGAGCCUGGGUUGCCAAGCCUGGCCCCCAGCCUGCUGGCCGCCACCUUGGAAGGGCCAUACCCAGUGGAGGAGAUCCGUCUGCCAAGAGCUGGGGGCCCUCUGGGGCUUAGCAUUGUCGGAGGCUCCGACCAUUCCAGCCACCCGUUUGGUGUCCAGGAGCCUGGUGUAUUCAUCUCCAAGGUGCUCCCGCGGGGCCUGGCCGCUCGCAGCGGCCUAAGGGUUGGGGACCGCAUCCUGGCAGUGAACGGGCAAGACAUGCGGGACGCCACGCACCAAGAGGCAGUCAGCGCCCUGCUCCGGCCCUGCCUGGAGCUGUCGCUGCUGGUGCGGAGGGACCCGGCGCCCCCGGGCCUACGGGAGCUGUGCAUCCAGAAAGCGCCCGGGGAGAGGCUGGGCAUCAGCAUCCGCGGGGGUGCCAGGGGCCACGCCGGCAACCCCCGCGACCCCACAGAUGAGGGCAUCUUCAUCUCCAAGGUGAGCCCCACAGGGGCGGCUGGGCGUGACGGUCGGCUGCGUGUGGGUUUGCGGCUGCUGGAGGUGAACCAGCAGAGCCUGCUGGGCCUGACGCACGGUGAGGCGGUGCAGCUGCUGCGUGGCGUGGGCGACACGCUCACCGUGCUGGUCUGCGACGGCUUCGAUGCCGGCUCCUCGGCAGCCCUGGAGGUGUCCCCAGGUGUCAUUGCCAACCCCUUUGCGACGGGCAUCAGCCACCGGAACAGCCUGGAGAGCAUCUCUUCCAUCGACCGGGAGCUGAGCCCCGAGGGCCCAGGCAAGGAGAAGGAGCCGCCUGGACAGACCCUGCACUGGGGGCCCGAGGCCACAGAAGCCACGGGUCGGGGUCUGCAGCCCCUGAAGCUGGACUACCGUGCCCUGGCUGCCGUGCCCAGCGCUGGUGGCGUGCAGAGGGUCAGCAGUGGGGACAGCCAGUGGCGAGUUGAGCACAGCUGCAGCCCUGACAGCUGCCCCAGCGUAGCUCACAGGAGCCCCACCCCCCAGCCGCCUUCCCCGCCUUCCCCGGAUGAGCUGCCCGCCAAUGUGAAGCAGGCCUACAGGGCCUUCGCGGCCGUGCCCACUUCUCACCCUCCUGAGGACGCCCUCGCCCAGCCCCCCACGCCUGGACCUGCAGCCUCCCCGGAGCAACUGUCCUUCCGGGAGCGGCAGAAGUACUUUGAGCUGGAGGUGCGCGUGCCCCAAGCUGAGGGCCCUCCUAAGCGUGUGUCCCUGGUGGGUGCUGAUGACCUGCGGAAGAUGCAGGAGGAGGAAGCCAGAAAACUACAGCAGAAGAGAGCGCAGAUGCUGCGGGACGUGGCAGAGGCUGGGGCCGAAGCGGGGCUCGCCCUGGACGGGGAGGCGCUGGGCGAGGAGGAACAGGAGGAUGAGGAGCCACCUUGGGCCGGCCUGAGCCCCUCCUCAAGGCAGAGCCCCGCGUCCCCCCCACCCCUGGGAAGCGGUGCCCCGGUGCGGACGGCCAAAGCUGAGCGGCGCCACCAAGAACGGCUGCAACGGCUGCGCGUGCAGAGUCCGGAGCCACCAGCACCCGAGCGUGCCCUGUCCCCUGCCGAACGCCGGGCCCUGGAGGCUGAGAAGCGUGCACUGUGGAGGGCAGCCAGGAUGAAGUCACUGGAACAGGACGCUCUCCGAGCACAGAUGGUCCUCAGCAGGUCGCAGGAGGGCCGGGGCAUGCGGGGGCCCCUGGAGCGACUGGCGGAGGCCCCUUCCCCUGCACCCACCCCGUCGCCCACCCCUUUGGAAGACCUCGGCCCCCAGACCAGCACCUCCCCGGGACGCCUGUCGCCGGACUUUGCUGAGGAGUUGAGGUCCCUGGAACCAUCUCCCAGCCCUGGCCCACAGGAGGAGGAUGGAGAAGUGGCUCUGGUGCUUCUGGGCAGGCCCGCUCCUGGCGCCGUGGGCCCUGAAGAUGUGGCGCUUUGCAGCAGCCGUCGCCCUGUAAGGCCUGGGCGCCGUGGCCUGGGCCCUGUGCCCUCCUAGAGGAGCAGGCGCCUCCCCCAGACUUGGGGUGGGGGCCCUGCCAGCUCCAGCACCACCCUUGCCCCAAGUCUUUUAACCUGGGUGUUAGCAUUUUAAAGAGACCCCGCAGGAAUUCUGGCCUCUGACUAACUGCCCCACCCCAGCCGAGACCUCGGCAAGACUGUAACUAGUGAUGUUUGUACAACCAAAGACUCUAUUUUGUGGUUUAAGGAGAAUAAAGUUGACUACAUUUUA